AUGGCUAGAUCAUCCAACAGAGAGAUAAAGCGCAUAUUAGAUAAGAUUGUCAAGCCUCAUAGAAGAGACUGGAGUACCAGGCUUGCAGAUGCGCUUUGGGCUUAUCGGACAGUGUACAAGACAGCAAUCGGAACGAGUCCCUUCCGCCUAGUCUAUGGAAAGGCUUGUCACCUCCCAGUGGAGGUGGAGCACAAAGCUUUCUGGGCGGUAUGGGAAUGUAACAUGGGAUUGGAGAGAGCUGGAGCUAAAAGGAAGUUGCAACUACAGGAAUUAGAGAACCUUCGCCCAGAAACAUAUGAGAACUCUAGGCUAUACAAAGAGAGGGUGAGGGCUAUGCAUGACAAGAAUAUCAAGCGAAGAGAGUUUAGACCUGGGGGGUUAGUUCUCCUCUAUAACUCAAGGUUGAGGCUUAUACCAGGCAAGCUGAGAUCAAGGUGGGAAGGACCCUAUAGAGUGGAGAAGGCAGAGCCAUAUGGAGUCUUCCACUUGAGUCACCCUUCAAGCCCAAAAAUUCUUAAGGUCCAUGGCCACCGCUUGAAGCUAUACCAUGGUGAGAAGAUAAAGGACAACAAGGAGCUGGAGAUCUUUCUCUUGGUGGAUCCAGCAACAGAUGAAGACUGA
Messenger RNA from Arachis duranensis, 621 nucleotides. RefSeq lists its product as uncharacterized. The record is from RefSeq and is a predicted model, not a curated record. Bases 1 to 621 code for a protein of 206 amino acids. Gene Ontology annotation, molecular function: nucleic acid binding. Lineage: Eukaryota; Viridiplantae; Streptophyta; Magnoliopsida; Fabales; Fabaceae. The transcript has a single exon.